Messenger RNA from Rhizoctonia solani, 666 nucleotides. RefSeq names its product transmembrane emp24 domain-containing protein 4. Gene Ontology annotation, biological process: endoplasmic reticulum to Golgi vesicle-mediated transport; intracellular protein transport; Golgi organization. Gene Ontology annotation, cellular component: Golgi apparatus; endoplasmic reticulum; COPII-coated ER to Golgi transport vesicle. The coding region runs from base 1 to 666 and encodes 221 amino acids. NCBI's taxonomy places the organism in Eukaryota, Fungi, Basidiomycota, Agaricomycetes, Cantharellales, Ceratobasidiaceae. The record is from RefSeq and is a predicted model, not a curated record. The transcript has 4 exons.
AUGCUCUACAAACCUAUCAGCUCGCUAAUUCUACUUGGAUUUGUUCUGGCUACUUCUGUUAACGCCUUACACUUCUAUCUCGACUCCAACGAAAAACGAUGUUUUAUUGAAGAAUUGCCCACUGAGACGAUUGUCGAGGGUCAUUAUCGAGCGCUUGAAUGGGACGAAAAAGAAAAUAAAUAUAUGUCACACGACUCACUGGGGAUACAGGUUGAUGUCGAGGCAAGUGAAGUUGACGAGGUCCACUCUGGACACAGUGUCACGCGUACGCGUGGGCCUUCGGAGGGACGGUUCACUUUCACUUCUCACGAGUCGGGAGAUCAUUCGAUUUGCCUUUCGACCAACUACACAUCCGGAUGGUUUUCUAGCACCCAUAUUCGGAUGUAUCUCGAUAUAAAUGUUGGGGCUGCAAAGGCCAAUGUAGAGCACGACCGGGACCAUGUCACGGAGAUGGCCGACAAAAUACGCGAGCUCAACCAUAAACUCGCAGAAAUCAGACGCGAGCAGCAGUACCAACGGGAGCGCGAGGCGGAUUUCAGAAAUCUGAGCGAGGCCACUAAUGCUCGAGCUGUUUGGUAUAUUAUUGCGCAGAUCACAGUCUUAGUGCUGACUUGCGCGUGGCAAUUGCGUCACCUCAAGCAUUUCUUCGAAGAUCACAAGCUUUGA